This is a messenger RNA of Grus americana (Whooping crane), 13973 nucleotides long. RefSeq names its product pericentrin (gene PCNT). Gene Ontology annotation, molecular function: DNA binding; molecular adaptor activity. NCBI's taxonomy places the organism in Eukaryota, Metazoa, Chordata, Aves, Gruiformes, Gruidae. Gene Ontology annotation, biological process: signal transduction. The record is from RefSeq and is a predicted model, not a curated record. The coding region runs from base 121 to 13590 and encodes 4489 amino acids. The transcript has 55 exons.
AUGACCGAAAGUUCUGUGCCCCCUCCAGUGUGACAGUUGGAGUAGCGAGGGCCGCGGGCCGGGGCCGGCUGUUGCCCCCGGGGCCCGCUGUUGCCCCCGGGGCCCCGGUUCCCCUGGCACAUGGACGCGGAGGAGGAGGCGCGGAGGCGGAAACUGGAGGCCGGCAGGGCCAAGUUUGCUUACUUCAGACAACGAAAAACAAAAGGUGACAUCACGCAGUCGCAGAAAAAGACGUCGAAGAGGAAGGGCUCGUCUGUCCACACGCAUGACGUUCCGAAGGAAGAGUACGCACUAGCGGCCCAAGAUGUUGGUAAGGGUAUAGAGAGUAAGGCUGAAGACACCAACCUACUAGAGACAACAGCAGAGACAGAGGGGAGCGCUGACUUGUCCACCUGGGAUGUACUGAGUGACCAUGCCCCUGAAGAAGUUACAAUAAAUUCUGCUGCAGAAUACAGUGAGCUUGAUGCUAAGAUGUGUCAGGCGAGAAUAGCUGAGAACAGAUUUUGGGAGAAACAAGAAGCCGUCGAAAGACUCACUGCACAGAUGGAUGAGCUGCAGGAACAACUUACCCAGCACAGUGACUCUAUGCAACUUCAGGACUGGGAAACAAAGACAUUUCCUGUUGGUGAGAAGUACAUUGAAAAGGAAACUACUGUUCAAGAGCAGAACGAAGUCAUCAGGAAACUAACAACCUGCCUUCAACAGGCGAAGAAGGAUCGGGAUGACCUACAGGAAGAGGCUUCACAUGUAGCUGGUCAGAUCCAUGAUCUACAACUUCAGUUACAUCAGGUUAAUGAGAUGCUGAGGAGUAAAACCCCUGGGAAAACCAAAAUAUUAGAAGCCCAGCAGCAGAUGUCCUUGUUUCAGAACCGUCUCAGAGAGCAAAAUGAACAUUUGGAGAUGCUGCGUCAGAAAGCACGUGACCUGGAAGUACAGCUGGAGUCUUCUCAGAAGAAUACCAAAGAUAAAGAAAAUCUUCUUUCCCAAAUGGAAGAGGAUAUAAAAGAUACAAUGCAACAUCUAUACAAAAGCAUAGGAGAAAAAGACCAACAUAUUAAAAGUCUUCAAGAUCUACUGACAUCGGAAAGAUAUAGCUUAUCUAUACUACAACAUACCCUUUCUCUCCGGGACUCAGAAAUAACAGAAUUAAAAAAUGAAAUAGCUUUAUCCAAAAUGAAAGAACAGCAGUGUAUUGAAGAACUGAAAAUCAAUCAUGAAACGGAUAUUUGCAGACAGUUGGAGAACUUGAGGGCUGAGCUGGAGAAGUGCAAGAGAAGAGAGAUUGCAGAAGCCAAGCAGGUAUAUGAAGAAGAAAUUAUUUUAAAAUAUAAGAAUGAACUUGAACAGUUAAAAAAAGAGCUCUGUGCUCUGAAUUCUGAAGAACACAUUCAGAAUUUGAAUGGCAUAAUAAUUGACUUAAAUAAUAGUCUUCAUGAGUCUGAAAUUAAUAAAGAAAAUUUGAGAAGGAAACUUGAAAACCAACAGGAAGAGUUCCAGAGAGAAAAAUCUGAAAUUGAGACUAAAUACAAGGAUUUAAUUGAUGGCCUUAAGUCUCAACUUUCUGAUGCAGAAGAGCAGGUCAAGGAAGCCCAGCGAUACAAACAAGAAAAACAGUCCUUGAAUGAAGAGAUUCAGAGACUGAAUUCUUUCAUUCAGGAAUUAAAUGAAAAGCGACUUUAUGAAGCAGAAGAAAGUAUGGAUGUAGGAGAAAAGCAUGAUGAAGAGAUUGUCUCCAAUAAAAACCUAAUGAAACUGAAGGAAAAUCAGAUUUUACCAGAGGUGUCGCUGAGAGCAGAGAUGUGGAAUAAACCACAUGAGUUGAAAGGUGAAGAUGAGCUAGUUCACGAAGAACUAGAGUUCCAGCGUGACUUGGGAGUAGAGUCCUCAAGUGAUCAACUAGAAGAAAUUAAGAAUUCAAAGAUCGCAGAGAAUAAUGAAAGUAGUGAAGGAGAUAACCUGCCUGAAGAACACUUGUCAGAACUAGGGUUCUUCAGUGGUGAUGAAGGCAUAUUGGCUAAGUAUCUCAUAUCCACAGAGAGACCAGAAGAGUCAUAUGCGUCCAGCUCUUCUGACAGUUAUGCCAUUGAAGAAGGUAGAUGCAGUAGGUAUGGGUUAGACAGUAGUGUACUUCUAGAACCCAGCAGAAGCUUGGCUCAAGAGACUUUUGAAGAGACUGAGGUGGGAGCAGAGACCUUUGUUUCAUUUUUGUCAGAUAGCUCCCUGCAGCAAAACAAAAUAAGUGACCAUGGUGACUUAAAGGAUAAUGAGACAGCUUGUUUAGUAGAGAGAUGUGUGAAGCUAACUGAGCAGCUCCAUGAGAAGGAGUCAGCCUUGAAGAAAUCUUAUCAGGAGACCCAAGAAGCUGUUGGAAAAUGGGAAAAAGUAAUGGCUGAGCUCUCUCAUAUCUGUGUGGAACUGGAUGAGGAACGUGAAGCACGGAUCCGUUGUGAAAAAGAACUUCUUCAAAAAACGGAGAAGGAGAAAGAACUUGAAAACAAAAUAAUGUUUCUAGUAAAGCAGCAGGGUGAGGAUGGAGGCCAACCUUCCUGCUCUGUAGAGCCUUUAACACAAGCAUCAAAAUCCUCGACCUGGCAAGAAAUGGUAAAAGACCUCCAGGAGGAAAGAGAAAUGUUGAUGGUGCAGCUGCGAACUCAGGAGCAAUUGGUGAAAGAUGUUCAAGAGCAGAAAACAGCUUCUGAUUCUGUAACAAGUGAAGUACAGUCCCUUUUUGGGCGUCAGUUAGCUGCCUUGCAAAGUCAAAGGGAUCAAAUGCAAAGUCAGCUUGAUGCUCAGAAGGCUAAAAACCAGGCAAUAGCAGAGCUGCUUGGUCAGAAAACUGUAUCUGAAGAGACAUUGCUAAAAGAACAGGAGUUGCUCAAAGCUGAAAUCAAUAAUAAAGAACAAAAUUUAGCACUCUUACAGAAGGAAAAAACAGCCUUAGGAGAAAGAUUGUCUGACGUGGAGAAGGAUCUCAUAAAAGCAGAAAAAGUACUAGCAGAGAACGCUAGCAUCAUUGAGGAUCUUGAGAAAAACAUACAUGAACUUAAUGCUGAAGUAAAAAACCUCAAAGAAAUACAGGAGUGUGAAAGACUGGGAUAUGAGGACAGAUUAAACUUCAGCAACCUAGAAAUUCAUAAACUUAAUGCUGAAAUAAAGGCAAAAAAUACUGAAUACAAUGAGAAAAAAAGCCAGCUGACCGAAGAAAUUGCCCAUUUGAAGACUGUUCAUUUGGAGCUUGAGACUCGCUUGCAGGAGUCCUUUCAGUCUGCACAAGCUGCGCAGGAGGCGCAAUCCCAGAUGGUGAAACAUUACAAAGAGGAAAUUGAUAAAAUGGAGACUCGACGCCUUGCCGAAUUAACUAAAGUGAGUUUGAUACACAAGAAAGAGAUAGAAGAAUUAAAUGCUGAAAUAAAAGAUCAAGUGGAAAAACAGCAGAAGUUGGAAGAAGAAAGAAAGGAACAGAUUGCUUUAAUAAAAAAGGUACAUGAACGGGAGCAUGAUCGUGAAAUCUCUGAACUGAUUGCUAAACAUGAAGAGGAAAUGGAGACGGUGCGUGCUGAACUAAAUAAAGAGCAGCAGCACCUGUUGGAUGAACUUCGGCAGCAAAUGGCAGCCGCGCACAAAGCAGAGAUUGAGCAAGCUCAGCUCCAAUCACAGACACUGCACAGCCUUGAAUUGGAAGCUUUACGCCUAAGCUUGAAUAAUAUGCACACCUCCCAGCUUGAGCUUACUCAGUCGAACUUGACAAAAGAAAAGGAAACGGCCCUUGUGGAACUACGGGAGAUGCUCAAUGAUAAGCGUGCUCAGGAGGUAGCAAUUCUGCAAAGCCGCCAUCAGAUGGAGUGGGAGAAGAAUAAACAACAGUGCCUGAAGGAAAAAGAAGACCUUGAGUUAAAGUAUCACCAAGAACUAGUUGAUCAGAGAAAGAAAAUAGAAUUGGAAAUGGAAGAGACACAUAUCCAGGCAUUAGAGACUCUCAAAAGAGACUGGGAAUUGGAGUCUGAGAUGCGUUUAAAAAGUACACGUGAAGAGCUGUCUGAAAAAUAUCAGACCGAAAUGGUGGAACUGCAGAAAACUCUGGAAAUGGAAUUAGAAAAAGUCAAAGCUGAGCUGGGACCUCUUUCUCUUGAGAACGAACAGUCUAAAAUCAAAUGUAUAGAAUUGGAGAAGCAACACCAGGUAACCAUUACAAAAUUACAAGAACAGCUGCAGACUGAACAUAACCAACUCCUAGAAGACAUGAAGAUGAAAAGCCAAGAAAAAGAACAGAAUCUUCAGAAGGAGCUGGAGAAACUUCAGGUCAUGCAUGAAGAACUCAAGACUCGGUCACAAGAAGAAAUCAGGCAGCUUUGGUCUCAGCUCGAUAGUACCCGAGCAAAUCGGCAGGAGCUAAGUGAUGGUGAGACCAGAAUGCAAGCCCAUGGUCCAGAGCUAAAAGAGCAGCUCCUGGCUCGUGCAUCGCGGGUGGAAGAAAUAGAGCGUUUAAAACAAGAAUUUGAACAGCAGCGUCAGCAAAGGAAAAGUGAGCAUGAAACUGAAUUGGAACAACUGAGACUUUAUUUUGAAAAGAAGUUAAGAGUUGCUGAAGAAAACUACAGAGAAGAAUUGACUUUGCUGCAUCAGAGACUGCAAGACCUGAAGGAAUAUUCGCUGUCAGAGUUGGAAAUGAGUCAAGACCAAGCAGGGGACAUCAGUUCUUCUGUUGCAGUUUUUGAAGAGACUGCUGAGAAAGAGAGAGGCGAUACAAUUGGUCAGCUAAACCAACAGCUGGAACAACAUCAGGAAGAACUUGCCUCUUUGCAGGUACAACUUAAAGAACAACACAGGCAUGAAUUAGAUUCCUUAAGGUCUUCCCUUGCGCUGCAAUAUAAGGAGGACCUAAUGAAAAUGAAGAUGGAUCUGUCAGACAAAUAUAUAUCAGAAAUUGAGGAAAUGAAAAGAAAGCAUUGUUUAGAACUUGAGCAGCUCCGUGCCCAACUUUCAGAAGAGCAUAUUAAAGAAAUCACCAAACUGCGCCUACAGAGUGCUCAAGAUGCAGCCCGUCAAGUUGAAAUGGAGGUGGCUGACCAAGUGUCUGUGCUGGAGGAAGAGCACAAAGCUAAGCUCUCUCUCCUCCACUCUGAGAAACAGCGUAUUGCAGAGCUUUUGGAAGAAAUAAAGCAUUUAAAGGAAGAGAUUACUAAACAGAAAGAUUAUUCUGUGCAAAAUGAAAAGCAUCUAAAAGAGGAAAUGGAAAAGGUAAAAUGUAAAAUUGCUGAGGAUCACAAGAAUAAAUUAAGGGAAGCCAGAGAAGAAGUCCAGAAAAUAGAGACUAUGUACAAAGAAAAAGAGAUGAAAUGGAAAUGUGAAAGCGAGGACCAAAGAAUCCAAGCAGAAGAGAAGUUAUCAUUGUUGCGUAUAGAACUGCAAAAUAGAGCGGAAUAUGAGAAGCAGAAUUUACAAAAAGAGUUUGAACUUCGUGAAGCCGAAAUGAAUCAGCUUCAAGAUCACCAAGCUGCCAGAAUUUUAGAAUUGGAGAAGCUGGUCAAAGAGCAGCAAAACAACUUGCAGCAACUAGAGGACAGCCUUGCGAGUGCACAGGCUGUGCAGAAAUCUCAGGAGCAAUAUGACUGUGACCUGCAGGCGGCCAAAGCACUCAUGGCAAAAGAAAUGGAAAAGGCCACGCUUUGUCUGCAGGAAGAAUGCACGCUGAAACUUAUGGAGGCACAAAACAAGUUUAUGGAGGAACACAAAGCUAUGACUCAGAAAUUCACAACUGAGCAAGAGAUUCUUCUCCAAGAGCUGAAAAAGAAACAUGUUGAUGAGCUGGAACUCCAAAGUCAGCAGUUACAGGAGAAGCAUAAGCAGCAAAUUUUGUCUCUUACAGCUGAGUUUCAGACAAAGCACCAAGCUGAAAUGGAGACACUUAAAUCUAUGCUAGAAAGUAAACAGCAGAUUCAGCUUGAAGCUUGUGUUGCUGAACUACAGACAAAGCAUCAGACACAAAUUGAUGAGCUGGAGGCUAAACACUUAUCAAAUCUGGAUUCCUUAGAGUCAUCCUACCUAUCUGAAAUUCAGAAUAUAAGAGAUGAACACAGUCAGGCUCUUGAGAAACUACAGCUGCAGCACACAGAACAGCUCCAUGAAAAGGAUAAAAUGGAUCAAGCACGCUUGGUUCAGGAGAUAGAGAUGCUGAAAUUAAAGCAUGCUGAAGAACUUCAGCUUUCCCAAAAUAAUUUGAAAAUUGAGCUAGCUACUGUUCAUAUGGAAAAACUUAAAGCCAUGGCUGUUGAAGCUGAAGAAGCUCAUAAGGAUGAGUUGAACACAGCUCUUCAAAAUCAAAGGAAGUUGCUGGAAGAAGAAAAACGUCUGGCCCUGGAUAUAUUGCGUGAGGAAGUAUUGCAUAUGGAGGAAAAGCAUAGAAAAGCACUCCAAGAACUUCAGGAUCUUCAUGAGGCAGAAAUUAAGAACCAUAAGGAAGAAUACUCCAGGGAGCUGGAAAAAGAAUUGAGGAAACUAAAAGCACAGCAUGAACAUGAGCAAGAGAUGUAUGCUUCUGCAUCGGCCUCUGAAGUAGAAACUGUGCGGACGGCUCUUCUAGCUCAAUUUGAGGAGGUAAAAUUGAAGCAGCAGCUUCAGUUCCAGGAAGAGAUUGAGCUGCUGAAGUGUCAGUCAGAGGUACUGCUUGAACAGCAGAUUGCACAGCUGAAGGAGGAAUUUGAAGCUGAAAAAAAGGCAUCACUACAUGACAAGGAGCAGAUGUUGAUUCAGGAAAGGGAGAAGGCACGGGCUGCUCACCAAAAGGAGCAGGAGAUGUUAUCAGCCCAGCUACAGGAAAAAGCAGCAAUAAUUGUCCAGCUGGAAAAGAAAGUGGAGUCUUUAAACCAUGAAAUAGAGGAGACCAACUCUGAACUGGAGACACUCCUUCAACGGCGGGACAGAGAAAACCAAGAAGGAGGGAAUUUGGUAGCCAUGUUGAGAUCUGACAUUGAGCAGUCCAAGGAUGAACGGAAAAAACUGCAGGAAUCUUACCAGCAUGUUUUGAAAUUGCUUAUGGAGUUGGUGAAGGCCACAAUAGACAUUGAGGACCUUAUCUGCAGCAAAAUUGGUCUUUGCCUUGAUGACAGUCUGGCUUCUGGGUAUUCUAGAGAAAGUCACAGUAUUGUGGAAGAAAUAGGAUUUGUGCAGUAUUUCAAAGCCAAAGAAAAGCAUCACCUAGAAAAAGCUUGCUUGUUUUCAGCAGAAGAGCUGCUUGAUGAAACUCUCACCGAACACAACCAGCUGUCUCCAGUGACUGACGAGGGGUCUGACUUGAGCCAAUACUUAUGCGAAAGUGUUUUUGCAAAGCCAGAAUUGGCAUGUGAAAAUGAAGAAAUGAUACUGAAAAUUGGUCAUCGCUUGCGCACUGCAGUGGAAAGACUUCUGGAACUGGUUACAGAAUCAACUAAACGGCUGGAGAAAAUGCACGAAAACCAUGCGCAAUUUGAAGAAGAAUUCAGCCGCCGAAAUUUGGAAACUGCCCAAGUGGUUAGUCAGCACCAGGAGCUAAUGGAGUGCCUCAGCGAGGAAAGCGAGGCCAAGAAUCAGCUGGCACUAGAGCUUCAUAAAGCAGAGGGCAUUAUCGAAGGCUAUGUUGCAGAAAAAGCUGCAUUGGAAGAGGCCUUGAAUCUGAAGGAGGAAUCUGAGCGUCGCCUUGUUGUGGAGCUGGAGAAUAUGCGUGAACGCUUCCAGGAGCUAACCCAGGAGCAAGCAAUUCUUGGUCUACUCAAGGAAGUAGAGUAUUUAGCAAAGGAGAAAUUAGAGCUUCAGUGUCAGGCAGAAAAGGACCAUUCCAACUUACGCUCUCAAAUGAAAGUUUUGGAGGUGGAACUAGAAGAACAGCUGCAUAGUAAUCAAGACCUGGCCACACAGUUACUGGAGGUUGCUGAAUUAAAACAGCAAAUUCAAGUUCUUGAAAAACAGCUUAAAAACCAGCGGCAAUUCAUGGAUGAACAAGCUAUAGAAAGGGAACACGAACGUGAUGAUUUUCAGCAGGAGAUUCAGAAACUGGAAGAACAGUUAAAAAUCUCAGCAAAAUCACAGACUUCAGGAGAGCCCAGAGAGUAUAGGAACUAUGAAUUGAUUCUACAGGUAGAAUCUUUGCAAGCAGAAAUAAAAGAGAAGACGGAUGAUUACAAUAAGCUGUUAUUAGAAAAGGAGCAAAAACAUCAAGAAAUCACAGCUCGUGAUAAAGAGAUAGAAAAACUGUUGGUGCAGAUACGAGAACUGGAGCACCGCGGUACUGAAGUCUCAAAGACUGUACGCUACCUGGAACGACAACUGGAAAAAAUGAAGAAAGUGGAAACCGAAUUAAACCAAGAUAAAGAGGCAUUGCAACAGCAACAGUACAAUAACCUGAUCCAGAUCUCUGCCUUACAGUCCAAACUGGACGAGGCGAGGCACAGAGUACCAGCAGACGGCAGUUCUGCCCCCGUGCUGAAGGAGCAGUUACAGGCAGAGCAGGAAGCGCUUCACACGAAAGAGAGAGAGAUUGCAAGCUUGUUAGACCAACUAGAACAAUAUAAAGAUAAUUUGAUCAGUAAAAAUGAGGAGAUAUUGCAGCUGAACUUGCAGUUAGAGAUGCAAAAAAACCUUAGCACUUCCAGCAUCAGCCAGCUUCAGUUAGAGAAUGCACACUUGAAGGAGGAUCUAACAAAACUUCAUGUGAAGCAAAAUCAGGACCCAGGUGUUAGUGAUUCCUCAGCUUUGUCAUUCCCACAAGCUCUACUUAAAGAAAAGAAUCAAGAAAUCGAUCACUUGAAUGAGCAGGUGAAGACGCUCCAGCACAAGCUAGAGAAUACUCUGGAGAAUAAAGUUGUGGAAGAGCAAAAAUCUGAAAUUGAAGAACUCAGAUCACUUGUCGAGCACCUUCGUGGAGACCAGGAAAGGCUGCAUAGGGACAAAGACGAAGAGGUAGAGCAACUCCAUGGAGUAAUUGAGAAGCUUCAAAAAGAGCUGGCACGAUUUGGACCAGUAUGUCAUGAAGUUAGUGACAACCAAGAUGAUCUCUAUCAACUUGCAUUGGGAAAGCCAGUGGAAAACCUUGAGAAUGAGUUGAAGAAGGGACUGGUAGAUUGUCAGGGUGAUACUGAUCCAAACAGAAGAAACUCAUUGCUACUCUCCAAAGUGAGAGAACUUCAGGAGGAACUAGAGCUUGUCUCAACUGCUAGAGAAGCUCUGCAGCAGCAACUGGAAGAGAAGGAAUCGCAGUUCAAAAUGGAAGUGGAAAUUUUGGAGAAAAAAUGCCGAAAACUACGAGAGUCAUCAGAGCAGCACAUUGCAGAGCUGACCUCUCUGAGAAUACAGUACGAUGCACUUCAGGAAGAAUACGGCCUUUUCCAAACACGUUUUUCUCAGAAAGAGGUUGAAGCAAAGAUGACGACUUCUCGCAUUCAAGAACUUGAAGAUACUGUGAGAGAAAGGGAAGCAAAUAUUCUAGAGAAAGAUAGGCAAAUGAAGACCAUGGCAGAUCAAAGAGAAGCUGAUACAAGCAAGUUGCAGUACUUCACAAAAAAGGCAGCAGAGCUUCAAACGGAGUUAGAAAAGAGAGAUGCAAGUCAGGCUCAAGAUGUUUAUAGUCUUCAGUUAGAAGUUUCUAGACUUGAUUUCCAGGUGCAAGCACUGAAUCAGAAAGAAGUAGCUUAUCAGAGAGAAAUCAGUGAACUGCAAGGUAGCACUACAAAACUGAAAGAUCAAAUUGAGGCAUAUGUGAAAGAGCUUGAAGCCUUACGGUUGGAAAGAAGUGAACUGAUUUCACAGGUGGAGUUGUACAAGCCUAAGGAGCAACGUGAUCAUGAAGAGACUAACCUUGUCAAGCCGUUCUGCUGGGGAGAAGGAAAAGAUGAAGCCCUUAAAGGAAUGGAGGAAUUGGAAGAACUGGAAGCAAAUGUUGAUCAGUCAUUUGCAGUACUGGCUUCACCUACUGAUAAACUGAAAAAAGAUGAAGUUAUGUUUGACUUGAUGACUCGCAAUAUAAAUCCAAAAACUCAGAUUAAUCAAUCACAAGAAAAUAUCUUGACUCGGGAAUUGGACGUGAUCAACAACUCUGAAGAGGAGCAAGAUUUGAGAAAGCAUUGCCAGGAAACGUUGGAAAUUCAUCAAACUCCUGAUUCUCCAAAACACAACUUGAACAUAGGCAAAGACAGUUCAAAAGACUUCCAGAAUUUCAUUGCAGAUAUGGCUUCGUGGGGCUCGCCUGAGAUCGUGAGAAAGCAAGAUAUGAGCCUGGAACUUCAACCAGAGCUUCAUCUGACGCCCUUUUCAGAAGUUGAAAGCACAGAUUUUGAAAUGAUGCACACCAGGUCAUCUAUGCAAGAAGAUAAUUCUGUGCUGCUGGGAUAUUCUAAGCUGUAUGAAAAUGGCAGUGAGGAAGCAGCAGUGGGAGUAGAUAGAAAAUCUCCAGCUUUCUCUGAAAGUACCUACUCUGUUGAUGAUGACCAAGAUAUGGAGAAGAAGAUUUUGCAGAUGAGAGAAGCUGAUAAUCUAACUUUAACCCCUUCUGAUUUACAAGAUGAUGUAAGAUCAAGAGCAUCUGCCAUAGAUGCGAUGAGCGAUGGAUAUGGCAGCAAUACCGGCUCAAAUUUGGCAGCUAAACUAAAGCAGGAGCUACAAACAUCAGACCACCUAGAUCCUAGUUUCACGGCUUAUCUGCGGUACCGUGGAAUGCUUCCAGAUAUUAUGGAAUCAAUGAGAGAAAAGGAAAUACUUUCACCACAGCUGAAGACUGUGCUGAAGAUGGUAUACGAGGAAAGCCGCAAAAUAUUGGCUUUGUCAGAACAUCCCUUUGGUUUUAGGGAGCUGAAAAAUGUUCAUCAGACCAGAGCGGCGAUGGAGGGAUGGAAGAAGGAGGGCUUAGCCUUGCUGGAUGCUAUACAGUCACUGAAAGAUUACCUGAGCAAGGUGGCAGAUAGAGGAGACAAGGAACAUUGCAGUGUUGCUGCUGACUGGAGAGGAGAACUUCUGCAGGCGGUACAGAGCGUGUUUGAGAAGGAGAGAAACGUGUUGCAAAUUGACUUGAAGUCUCACUUCUCCAAUCCUGGGUCUGGUGACGAAGGUUCAUUAGUGGAAAAACUGGAGUAUAUCAUGAAACAACAAGAGGAACAGAGGCAGAUGGUUGUAGAGCACCUUUUCUCCUCGGACCGGAAUAGCCUGCUCUCUGAAAUACAGGACCUCCGAGCUCAGCUGCGCAUGACGCAUCUUCAGAACCAGGAGAAGCUACAGCAGUUACAGGAAACCCUUACCAAUGUGGAAGAUCAUGGGAGCAAACAAGAACACCACCUUCGGAGGAAAGUUGAAUUAUUAGAAUAUAAGCUUCAGCAGGAAAAAUCUAUCGUAAGCGACUUGCACGGCACCCUGUCUGAGGAGCAGAAGAGAGCCUCCGAAACAUGUGAUCUCUUGAAUCAAGAAAAAGCAGCCCUGAAAUCAGAGCUUUAUGAAAAUAAGCAAGAGAAUGAAAGGCUGCAGAAAUCCCUAGAAGAGCUUCAGAGAGAAAUAAACCAGUUACGUUUUGAAUUGGAAAAAAAAGAAAAGGAUUUGACAGCUGCACUUGAAGACGUGCAGACUGAGCACCUGAAGGAAACAGAGCUGCGAGGUUUGUUUGAGGAACAACAGCUUCAGCAUAAGAAAGCAGAAGAUGAAAAGACAAAGGCCUUGGAGGAGCUGCAGGCCGCCUUGGAGCUGCAGUCGGUGCAGAACAGCCAGCUGGCCGUAUCCUUAGAGCACGAGCAAACGAUAACAGAUAAUCUCCGCAAGGAACUCCAGAUCGAGCACUCCCGUUGUGAAGCGUUGCUGUCCCAGGAACAGGCCAAACUGUUGGAGCUACAGAGAAGUUUGGAUGCUGAGAAAAAUCGUUCGUUGGAGCUCCUGAAUUCCUUGAAUCACGAACGCGUUUUGACUGAACAGUUGAGCAUGAGAAUGAAAGAAGGUGCUUCUUGUCAGCACAGGGAGUCGCUGCUGGAACAAGCCUUUGUUCGAGAGCUGCAGGCCCAGCUGGAAGAAGAGAGGUCCCGAACUAUGGAGCUAGCUGCUGUUAUUGAGAAAACACACCAGAAAGCCAUUCGUUCCAAAAGGCAGCUUGAGGCUGAGGUCCAGAUGUGCUGUGAAGAAACCCAGAAGGAGAGAGAGGUCAGCGGCAAAUUGCGAGCGAUGCUGGAGUCUCUUCAGGGUCAAAAGCAAGAGGUGAGCCAUUCCUUAGAGGCCCAGAAGGAAAGGGAGGCGAAGCUGAAAGCUGACUGGGAACAACCGCAGUCGCCCUUCAAGACAAUGAAGGAGCAAGAUAAAAACAAGAAAGAGGAGAGAGAGAGAGAGCGAAGGCAGCAGCAACCAACAGAGCUGGAGAAACAGAAGGACUGGCAGAGGGAUCAAGAGAGGCUGCAACACUUGGAACAGCAACACCAGAGGGAUGAACAAAGAAUUAAAGAGCUGCAGGAAAUACUGGCAAUAUUAGAAAAAAGAGAAAGAAGUCUCCCAUCUCCAAACCGUCAGCAAGGACUGUUGUGUACCUUAAACAAAGAUCGAAAUGCCAAACAGGCCACGGCAAAAGAAACUGAAAAAUCGCAUUUGCAGCAGCAGCAACAACACCUAGAGAAGAUAAGACAGCAGUUGCUUUUUGUAGCCGUGCACCUCAAUGAGUUCAUAUAUAAAACCGUAGAUAAAACAGUUAACGAUUGGUCUGCAUCAAAUGAUGAAGCUGUAGCCUCCUUACUACAGACAUUAAAGGAACUAAAAUCAGAUUUAUUGUCUCCUACAUCUCAGAUCAGAUCUACGGAUGAUACCAGCUCUGCUCAAGAACUGGAAAGAGACGCUUGGCAGCGUGAGAGAAGCAUUUUGCAGAAUGCACUGAAACAGGCUGAAUCCGAACUGGCUAAAGCGACUGUUGAAAUUGAAAACAAACCGGUGAUAGAAACCUCCAGUCUGAAGUUGCAGAGAUUAUACAGGAAGUACCUUAGAGCAGAGAGCUUUAGAAAAGCUCUGGUUUAUCAGAAGAAAUACCUCUUGCUGCUCCUUGGUGGAUUUCAGGACUGUGAGCAGGCAACGCUCUCUCUAAUAGCACGCAUGGGGAUCUACCCCUCACCUGCAGACCUGCAGCCUUCUGGAUCGCGUUCCCGUCCUUUCACCAAGUUCAGAUGUGCAGCCAGGGCAAUCAUCGCCGUGUCAAGGUUAAAGUUUUUGGUGAAAAAGUGGAACAAAGUUAGCAGGAAGAAUGCACAGGGCGAAACCAUUUCUCACAGUAUAGGAGGUAAUACAGCCUGUGGUGCUAGAACAGAAAUCCUGAAGCAGCAGCAGCAGCAGCCCCCAGCUGUCCAUCUCAGCUCUCCCCCCACCCGCGACACUGGGCUGUGCCACAGAACUGGCUCGGCGAGAGUUGUGAGCCGCUCGCCCAGGUCCUGCUUACACAACAGAUUGCAUCCAUCCACAAGUUCAGCUUCAGAAAAGUCACUUGUGCCUGCUCAGGACCCUGAGCGAUCGCUAACGGAAUACAUCCAUCGCUUAGAGGUUAUCCAGCAAAGACUAGGGGGUGCACAACCAGGACAGGUUCCAGGCCCACCUCGCCAGAGAAACGUGGAAAAGUGAUGAGAAGGCUUCUGAAAUCUGUACCAUGACCCUCCACGUUAUUGCUUGCUUCUGAGUUGGUCCACACUGAAUGGAGACACUUGUGAUCUCUUGUGCAACUGAAUAAAGGGCAGUGCUUUUGCAUCAGUUUUUUAUAUGACUCUUUUUAUUAUAUUUUAGUACUUUAAGAGGAAAUGACUUUUCACUAAGAACAAUGUUUUACAUUCUCAUGUGAAAUUACUACUCAGUUAACAGCUGAAGUGUGCCUGCAUCACUCUAUUGUAAGUUGCAAAGAGUCUCUUUGGUGUUUAUUUUUCUAUAGUGUAUAGCUGGAUUCCUUGUAAAAAAAGUUAUUAAAAUGGCAUUUUAUUAGUGAAUGCUUACAUUGUAUGGUUAUUUAUUUC